Thunnus maccoyii (southern bluefin tuna) is the source of this 2115-nucleotide messenger RNA. It is a transcript of the gene ap5m1, whose product is annotated as adaptor related protein complex 5 subunit mu 1. Gene Ontology annotation, cellular component: cytosol; lysosome; AP-type membrane coat adaptor complex. The record is from RefSeq and is a predicted model, not a curated record. The transcript is spliced from 8 exons. Gene Ontology annotation, biological process: endosomal transport. The coding region runs from base 125 to 1600 and encodes 491 amino acids. Lineage: Eukaryota; Metazoa; Chordata; Actinopteri; Scombriformes; Scombridae.
UCACAUGAAACAGUAGCAGGAAGCUCAGCUGCUGCGUUAGUGAAACAAAUGCAUGACAAAAUGUUAAUAUGUUGUAAGUCACAGAAUUUUCUGUAAAUUGAGAGACUGAAGUGCGCCUGGACAAAUGAGUGUGCGUGCUGUGUGGAUUAUUUCUCAGGAGAAGGGAGAAAAUGUGUCAAUACGCUUUUCGAGGAGGUUUUCUACUGUGGAGCACCGUGCAAAGAGCCUGGCAGGUUCCUCAUAUGUAGCAGUCCCAGAAGAAAGCACUGUGCUGCAGCUCCUGCUCUCUGAGCUGGGGCUGUCAGACUCACACAAGUCAUAUGUAGCACUCAGAGAUGAUUGCCUCCACCGUCAGCGGUCACCAGCCCUGGAGCUGCGUGUGGAUGGUCCUGGAAAGGGAGCACUUUGGCCAGUGUUGGCCAUCUCUCAAGGGCCUCUUAUCCUAGCUUGCCUGCCUUUAGUGGAUGCCCCUGCUGAGCCACGGCCACCUCUGGCCAGCCUGUUGUCAGUCUCCCAGGGCCUCACGCUUCUGGCAGGCCUACAGACUUUUCUACUCGGCUCUGCGAGUAAGCCUGAUAGUGAGGGGCUGGCCUCUCGCCUGGCAAUGCUGCCCUCUGUGCUCCUGCAGGUUUGUCCACUUGGCACACCAUUGGAUGUGCCACUACUGGGGCCACCAGCUACAUCCACAGCACCCACGCCUGCUGGGAACCAGAAGCAGGCAGCCUGGAAGACGGGGCUACACCGGGGUCGGGCUGUGGUGAACGUAGUGCUGAUAGAGACAGUACGUUCCAUGCAGUAUGGUAACCGGAGUAGACAGGACCUGUGGGAUGUCUACGGCACUGUGACAUGCAAAUGUGAAGUGGAGGGGGUGCUCCCAAAUGUGACAGUGACCCUCACUCUGCCACCAAAUGGUUCUCCACUGCAGGACAUACUGGUCCAUCCCUGUGUCACCUCACUGGAUUCCAGUAUCCUGACUGCCAGCAGCGUUGAUAACUGUGAUGGCUCAGCUUUCUCUGGGCCAUACAAGUUCCCCUUCUCUCCUCCCCUGGAGCCUUUCAGACUAUGCAGCUAUACAUCUCAGGUCCCUGUUCCCCCCAUCCUUGGGUCAUAUCAACUGAAGGAAGAAGCAAACCAGCUGCGUGUGUCAGUAACUCUCAAACUUCAUGAGAGUGUAAAGAAUAGCUUUGAGUACUGUGAAGCACGCCUGCCCUUCUUUAACAGGGAUCAGAUGGGUGUUGUGGAUAUGAAGGUGAGCUCUGGACAACUGGAUGUUUCAAAGGAGAAGAACCUGCUGGUUUGGGUCCUCGGACAAAAGUUCCCUAAAUGUCGUGAGGUCACGAUGGAAGGCAGGAUCAGCUUUUCAGGGCCAACACCAGGACCUACUGACCCCCUCUGCACAGAGCUCACAGCCUAUAUUAAAUUGUAUUUCAAAGUGCCUGACAUGACGCUAUCCGGAUGUUGUGUGGACCAGCAUUCAGUGCAGGUUUAUUCCUCUGCCAAACCACGGAUUGUAACAUCCCGAGAACUUCAAUCCAAAGAGUACUUCAUAUGGAAUUCAACAGGCACUGCUCCAGUAUCCUCUGGACAGAUGAUGCUGUAGCAUGGAGAGGAACGCAGUGGAAAUGUGCACCGUGUACAGUUUUGGGACUGAAGAGGCUGUAAAGAAUAUAUAAUAUAGUAGAGUGAUCUAGAUCCGAUAGUUGACCCCAUGAAAACACUUUGUUACUAUUCUGUUGUUACUGGAGAGCUCACAAAUGAUCGAAAAUUCUGCCUUUCAAAAUAGUUUGUAGAGUUUAUAGCUGCUGGUGAUAAAGCAAGAGCUGAUGGGAAAGUGGUAUUGUUGGCCCUAACAUGUUAUUUAACAUUCACAUGUAAAAUACUAGAAUAAUUUUACCAUCACUCAACACAGAUCACAUUGCACAAAGUUAAAGGAAAUAGUUUGACUGGCAGAAGUAUUAGUUUUGUUAAUGGAUGGCUACUACUAAAAUAGCCGCUCCUGUUGUCCAACUUCUUUUAUCCCCCAACCUUCACCCUCCCUCAGAUUUAUCCCAUCGCAGACACAAGGGCCACCCCUUGCUCUGACAGUCCCACUUCAGUGACUCUCCAUCAGCCGGA